CAGGUGAGAGACUGCAGAGCAGUGGCGUUGGCCUGCGAUACCUGCCCUCGGCUUCGGCGACGGUACGCUGGUGAGGGUUUUUUGGUCUUUCUCUUCUUAAAAGCGCGUUUGCCUCCGUCAACGUCGAAUCGUUCGCGCAGUUCUCAAGCGGCGACAAUGAAGCCCUUACUCCUGUUGCUGAGUGCGGCAUUCGCCAACGCUUCCUAUAACCGAUCCGCUGCAACGAAUUGUGUGCCAGUGGACGGCAACAUAUAUGAAUACAAACUCCAGGAUGUCCUCGGCGAAGAAACAAUCAAUCUCGCCUCCUUCCGGAACAAAGUCGUCCUCGUUGUCAAUGUGGCGACUUACUGAGGGUACACCUAUCAAUACCCUGCCUUGAAUGCGCUCCAUCAGAACUAUGUUUCCCAGAACUUUUCUCUCUUAGCUAUCCCCAGUAAUCAGUUUGGUCUCCAAGAACCUGGUAAUAAACAUGAAAUUCUAAAUGGACUAGAAUUCGUACGUCCCGGGAACGGUUUCAAGCCGUCGUUCCCGAUGACCACGAAAGUCGACGUGAACGGCGACACUGGACAUGAGCUGUAUCAAUACCUCAAAACAGCCUGUCCAGAAUCCCCUCAGAAAGGCUUCAGCAAAAAGCAUCGCUUGAACUACGACACCUUCCAUUCGUCGGAUAUUCGGUGGAAUUUCGAGAAGAUCUUAGUCGGGCGGAACGGAAAACCAAUCAAGAGGUAUCAUGCGUCCGUCGAUCCUUCAGAGCUUCUACCGGAUGUCGAAGCGGCUUUGAAAGCAUAAGCUAAAGGAAUGUAUUCUCGUUUCCUGACUGUGAUGACUGGCUUCGUGUGAAUGAAAAGCGUUUCAUAAAUUGUGACCCAAGGGAAACGUUUGGAUGCCCGGUUUCUCGAUUUCGGUACUCGGACUCUUUGCGCAUUCAGGGUCCAGGGUGCCAUCGAGAUCAUCGGCGUAGCGACUGCCACGAAUCGCUUUGAAUAAACAUGCUUUGUAUAUGACAAUCUAAUCGAAUAA
This is a messenger RNA of Galendromus occidentalis (western predatory mite), 1020 nucleotides long. Its product is annotated as glutathione peroxidase. Gene Ontology annotation, molecular function: glutathione peroxidase activity. Gene Ontology annotation, biological process: response to oxidative stress. The transcript has 6 exons. The record is from RefSeq and is a predicted model, not a curated record. NCBI's taxonomy places the organism in Eukaryota, Metazoa, Arthropoda, Arachnida, Mesostigmata, Phytoseiidae.